UGCAUAAACAUAGAAAGUAUCAAACUAUCAAAGAAUACAUAAAAAUCCUUAGGAUUUGGUCCCCAGAAUUUUUAUUUUUUAUUUUUGUUUCAGAUGAUCAAAGAAAAGCAACAAUGUCACAACCAGUGGGUCCAUCUUUGCCCCUGAACAAUUCCUCUUGCAUCUUCUACAAGUUAAUUGUGGCUUCCAUCCUUCAAGACAAGAAGCUAGUUUUGUACUCGCAGAGGAUCCCGAAUAAGUUCGUCAAGAAAUUUGGUGAUGAACUCUCUUCGGUUGCUACGCUCACCGUUCCGGGUGGUCGUCAAUGGCUAGUGGAAUUGAGGGAAGAGGACAAAAGAAUAUGGCUGGAUAAUGGUUGGAACACGUUUGUUGAAUACUAUUCCAUCUGCAUCGGGUAUUUCGUGGUCUUUAAAUACGAAGGUAAUUCGCAUUUUGGUGUUCAUGUGUAUAAUCUGAAAUCUUCAGAGAUCAACUAUCUGUCGAAUAAUUCUCGAGAACCUGGUGAUUUUGCUGAGAUUACGGGUUCUAGUUCGUACUUUUUGGUCGAUAAAGAUGUCGACGAAAGUCUAGAUCACGAGAAGAAGAAAUAUAAGAUCUCUACAGGCCUGCAUCAGGAAAACGAGUUGCGUGAUUUACGAGCAACGUUUCAAUCUACUCUAGACAAAGGCAUUCAGUUUAAUGGGGUUGAGCUUAUGAGUAUCGGAGAUGAAGGUGGACCAUGUUUCUCGAACGAAACACUAAGAUACACUAUAAAACAAGAAGUUGAACCUAGUAUGGAUGAACAAGAGCCGUUCCGGAAAUUCAAAGUGAAAGAAGAGCUUCCUACCCUGGACUCACCAAGGGUUCUUCGGAGACGGAGAGAUGUUACGACAGAAGAAAAACAGGGUGCAUUUCAUGCGGCUUCUAUGUUCAAACCCGACAAUCCUUUCUGCAGGAUUAUAUUGCGACCUUCUUAUGUAUACAAGGGAGUACUUCUCCAUUUGCCCCGUUGCUUUGCUCGGAGAUAUCUGAACGGAGUUGAUGGGGUCAUCAUGCUUCAGAUACCGGAAGGGAAAAAGUGGCCGGUUCAAUGCGUUUAUUGUAACGACAAUUUGAAGUUCAGCAAAGGAUGGGCCGAAUUCGUCCUGGAUAAUAAUUUGGAUGAAGGAGACGUUUGUAUAUUCGAGUUGAUUAAUACGAAGGAGAUCGUACUGAAAGUUACCAUUUUCCGUGCUCUUCGAGACUGAAAUCAGGAUAGCAUUGAACCCGAAUAUAACCGAGUCUUCCGUUCUUCAACUAAAUAAUACUCUCAGGUACAUCUUUCAUGUAGGAUAUGGUCAUGGAGUUUAUGACUGCCUUAGCUUAAAUUUGUAUAUAUAGUUAUACUCUUUGCUAUGUUAUAUUUCCAAUUUCUUUCUUUUUCAA
This is a messenger RNA of Gossypium raimondii (Peruvian cotton), 1404 nucleotides long. Its product is annotated as B3 domain-containing transcription factor VRN1. NCBI's taxonomy places the organism in Eukaryota, Viridiplantae, Streptophyta, Magnoliopsida, Malvales, Malvaceae. The record is from RefSeq and is a predicted model, not a curated record. Gene Ontology annotation, molecular function: DNA binding. The transcript is spliced from 4 exons. The coding region runs from base 114 to 1226 and encodes 370 amino acids.